CAUCAUGGCGGCUGACUAGYAGCACAUUUGUCAUUCUUUAAAGAUUUCGUUAUUUUGUGAUAUAUAAUGGCUUGAUUUCAGAAGGAGCAAGUCAUUUGAUUCAUCAAGUGUGUAAUUCAUCCAUAAUGACGUCGAUUAUCAAGCUAACUGUMCUGUCUGGCGCACACGAUGAGGGUCCAUUGUGUUACAUGCUUCAAGUUGACGAGUUCAGGUUUUUGUUGGAUUGUGGUUGGAACGAGACCUUAACAAUGGAGCACAUAGAAAACAUUAAAAAGCAUGUUCACCAAGUUGAUGCUGUUCUCAUAUCCUUUCCUGAUCUUUAUCAUAUGGGUGGUCUGCCAUACCUUGUUGGCAAGUGUAGUUUACAUUGCCCCAUAUAUGCYACUAUCCCAGUUUAUAAAAUGGGACAGAUGUUCAUGUACGACUGGUUUCAGUCACAUCACAAUUCUGAGGAGUUUGACGUCUUCACACUGGAUGAUGUUGAUGCUGUGUUUGAUAAAAUCAUUCAACUUAAAUAUUCACAGACUGUCAGCUUGAAAGGCAAAGGUCAUGGGAUUACAAUUACACCAUAUGCAGCUGGUCACAUGAUAGGUGGUACAAUGUGGAAAAUAGUGAAAGAUGGAGAAGAAGAUAUUAUUUAUGCAGUGGAUUAUAAUCAUAAGAAAGAAAGACAUCUUAAUGGUGCAGUAUUAGAAACCCUAAGUAGACCAUCACUGCUUAUUACWGACUCAUUCAAUGUGCUGAAUGUACAAACGCGAAGAAGAGAAAGGGACUCACAACUUAAAAAUGAGAUAUUAAAGACUACACGCCGUAAUGGAAAUGUUUUGAUUGCRAUUGACACAGCAGGAAGGGUUUUAGAGCUAUCACAGCUCCUGGAUCAAUUAUGGCGUAAUCCUGAUUCAGGUUUAUCAGCAUAUUCACUAGCAAUGCUCAACAAUGUCAGCUAUAAUGUUGUGGAAUUUGCCAAAUCUCAGGUUGAAUGGAUGAGUGACAAGAUAAUGAAGGCUUUUGAGAUUGGAAGAAACAACCCAUAUCAAUUCAGAUAUUGUCAACUUUGUCACAGUUUAGCUGAUUUAGCAAAAGUACCAGAACCAAAGGUUGUUCUUGCCAGCAUGAUGGACUUGUCAUGUGGAUUUUCUCGUGACCUGUUUGUCGAGUGGKCUGAAAAUCCCAAGAAUACAAUAGUUUUUACUGCAAGAUCGUCACCAGGAACACUAGCAAGAACAUUGAUUGAUCAUUUAGAAACUAAACAAGUUGAUUUAGAGAUUAAAAAAAGAGUCAAGCUUGAGGGAGAAGAACUAGAACAAUAUUUAGAAGAAGAAAAAAAGAAAGAAAAACUUGGUUUGGAUGGCUCAACCAGAAAGUCCCUUGUAGUGGAAGAGAGUGAUAGUGAUAGUGAUGAUGAACAGCAGUCRUCAGACAGACAUGACCUGAUGAUGUCUUUGGAGAAGGGAAGUCGCAAGAGUUCAUUCUUCAAACAAGCCAGGUCAUAUCCGAUGUUCCCUUGUCAUGAAGAGAAACUUAAAUGGGAUGAUUAUGGAGAGUUUAUCAAGCCAGAAGAUUACAUGAUGAGAGACAUGGCAGCUGCYGAGGAAGAGAAGCAUAAAACAGAGCAACAAAAACCAGAGAUGGGUGAUUCUGAUAUGACUUCUGCACAAGAAGACCUGUCAAAACUACCAACUAAGUGUAUCACAGAGUUUAAAAAUGUCAAUAUCCGAUGUAACCGGACAUAUAUUGAYUUUGAGGGAAGAUCUGAUGGAGAGUCAAUCAAGCGCAUUUUGACUCURGUAAAUCCACGUAAACUGAUCCUUAUCCAUGGUGACAGUGAGGCCACAGAGCACCUGGCCGAGUACUGCCUUACUAACAAUAGUAUACAAGUCAGUCAAGUCUUCAUACCAUUUGUCGGUGAUACUGUAGAGGCAACUGGUGAAAGGCACAUCUAUCAGGUUAAGYUGCGUGAUGCACUAGUCAGCUCACUACAGUUUUCAAGAGCACGUGAUGCUGAAUUAGCYUGGGUYGAUGGCCAGCUUCACAUGGAGGAGGCUCAGUCUCACCUUGGUUUGAAUCAGGAUGAGAAAAUGGAGACUGAUGAAGAAUUGAAGGAUGCACUUGACACUGUACCUGUACUCGAGCAAGUCACCACUUCAAAGGUAACUGGUCAUGUAUCAGUGUUUAUUAAUGAGCCUCGACUGUCUGAUUUUAAACAAGUUCUCAAUAAAGCUGGUAUCCAAGCAGAGUUUGCUGGAGGUGUUCUCAUCUGUAACAAUGUUGUCUGUGUGCGAAGGAAUGAAACUGGUCGUGUUGGUCUAGAAGGUGCAGUUUGUGAUGACUACUACAAGAUACGUGAUCUUCUCUAUGAACAGUACGCAAUUGUCUAGUCACAUUUUGUAGAAAGAUAAACCCAAAAUAAACAGUUGUAUUUUGA
This is a messenger RNA of Exaiptasia diaphana, 2425 nucleotides long. Its product is annotated as cleavage and polyadenylation specificity factor subunit 2. Gene Ontology annotation, cellular component: mRNA cleavage and polyadenylation specificity factor complex. Bases 126 to 2378 code for a protein of 750 amino acids. Lineage: Eukaryota; Metazoa; Cnidaria; Anthozoa; Actiniaria; Aiptasiidae. Gene Ontology annotation, biological process: mRNA 3'-end processing by stem-loop binding and cleavage. The transcript has 20 exons. The record is from RefSeq and is a predicted model, not a curated record. Gene Ontology annotation, molecular function: RNA binding.